Molecule: messenger RNA, 651 nt
Organism: Trichoderma gamsii
Lineage: Eukaryota; Fungi; Ascomycota; Sordariomycetes; Hypocreales; Hypocreaceae
Exons: 1
Coding region: 1-651 (216 amino acids)
Source: RefSeq, a predicted model, not a curated record
AUGGCUGUCCCUCCCAAGUUUGCAGGCCACAAGCUCGAAUUCGCCCCGCCGGCCGCUUCAAGCUCGUCGGUCCCGCGCGCAACUCACACCUUUGAGCUCUACCUCGACUACUGCUGUCCCUUCUCUGCAAAGAUUUUCAAAACUCUCACCACGCAAGUGUUCCCAGCCAUUCGCGAGAACUCCGUCUGGGCCAACAGCCUCACCGUCGUCUUCCGCCAGCAGGUGCAGCCAUGGCACCCCUCUUCGACGCUGAUGCAUGAGACCGGGCUCGCGGUGCUGCGUCUGGCUCCCGAGAAGUUCUGGGCGUUUAGUGGCGAGCUAUUCGCGGUGCAGACCGAGUUCUAUGACAUAAGUGUCGUCAAUGAGACUCGGAACAAGACUUACCGUCGCCUGGCCAAGGUCGCUGCCAAGGUUGGUGUCAGUGAGGACGAGGUCUACAAGCUGUUGGCCAUUCCUGAGAAAGCCGGAGAGGACGGAUCGCUGAACAGCGGCAAUGCCGUGACCAACGACUUGAAGGUUGUCACCAAGAUGAAUCGCCUGAUAGGCGUCCACGUUACUCCUACGGUGGUUUUUGAUGGCGUUGUUCAGGAUACGAGUUCUGGGUGGACGCUGGAUCAGUGGAAGGAGUUUUUCACCAAGAACAUUGGUUAA